AAUGUCAUUUCUUAAGUCGUAAUUGUAAACAUGGUAUUAAAUAAAUAAAAACUUUGAAAGAUUUUAUAGGCAUACAUUUAUCAAAGUACUGAUAUUAAGUGAUUUAAUAUAUAAAUAUUACUUUUAAAAGUAGUUUAUUCUAAACAUUCCUUAGUAUAUUGGUUAGAUAUCUUUUAAAGUACGGUACAACUUCAAUGAAAACCUGAUAUAAUGACGGAUAAAGGCUCCUUUGAAACAUAUGAGUAUACCGAAGGGAAUGAGGAUGAUCAAUUUUUUUUAGUACAAGAUGAUGGUAGUUUCCUCAGUUUAAGUAAUAGACAAGUUCAAUAUUUAACUCAAGGACAAGAUAUCAAAGAGGUUGUCAAUAAUGGUCAGCCUUGUGAAAUGUUUGAUGUCACAUCACCACAACUGCUACUGGGUGACAACUCAGCUGAAGGUAUUUCCAUUCCUGAUCAGUUAACAUUACCAAACGGUGAAACUAUUAUUAUUGCUGACAACUAUCUUUUACAAGAGUCUAAUACUAUUGAAGAGCAGGUAGUACAGCAAGAUGAAGAACCAAAAAAAGAUAAAACAAAAGAGGUUAAUAUAAUGCACAAAACCGAUGAUUGCACUGAGAUAACAUUAAGUGAUGAACAGUUCCACACUCUGGAACAAAAAGGACGGAUUCUUCUAGAAACAAAUGACAAAGUAUAUAUCCUUGAUACAUCAGGACUACAUGAUAUAACAACUAAUGACAAAUUAAUACAAAAGUUUAAAUGUCCAGAGGGAAGUAAUGAUUGCGAAGAUGAUACAAGUUUGUCAAGCAAUCAGGAUAAAAUACAGUUACAUAUUGAAGGAGGUGGUGUUAAAUUUUCGAAAGAGAUUUUCGGAGACCAUAGCUCAUACAUAAUGAACAUAAAUCCUAAACAACAUGAUGAAUCUAUGGAAGUCUCAACUCUUGAUGUAACAAAUCAGACAGUUAAUGAAAUCGAAAGUGACACAACACAAAAUGAUACGAAUAAUGAAAGUACAGUCGAUACGAAAUGUGAACAAUUGCCAAGUGAUGAUAACGAAAAUGUCGAUUCAAAAUUGAAGGAUAUUUUGAAAACAUCAAAAACAAAAAAUCUUAUGUUUAAAGUCAGUACUAACAUCGCAUUUAAAGAUAUUCCAAGGAAAAUAGUUUUGGGCGAGACAAUGAGUGGCAAGAAAUUGUUCGCUAAAAUAACAAAAUUGAACGCAAUCGAUUUAUCAGUAACACAAGAUUCAUCUAUAUAUGAACAGCGAGUUUUUCGAAAAAACGUUUUCGUUAACAACACCAAGGAAAAGAAAGUAAAAAAAAACAGUGUGAGCGCGGAGGAGCAGCUGUUGGAGAGCGUGGUGCGGCAGUGGUGGGAGUGGCGCGAGGGCGGCGGCGGGGGCGGCGCGGGCGGCGUGCGGUGCAGCGCGCUCGACGUCGCCUCCGCGCACACCACCGUCAUGCAGCUUCUCAAGAUACCGGAAUUCAAGAGCUCCGUCCUCGAUCGGAAUAUUGUCGUCACAAAGGUAGUGUCGGAGCAAGACGAGCAGGGCGCGUACUCGAGCAGCGGACAGCCGUCGCUGGUGACGGGCCGCGUGGCGCCGGACGCGCGCUGCUUCCUGCACGAGCCGGAUAUGCUGCACAUUAUUAAUACAACAGAUGAUGAACCGGAUAUCAAAAAGGGAGAUGUUUCAUUUAUUGUUAAUAGGAAAGAUGAUAAUGUCUUACACAUACACGUUAAUGAAAUGAAACGAGCAGACAAUAUACUGCGAGUGUCUAUUACAUUAAAUAUAAGGAAGCUACCAUCUAAAGUGAUAUCUGAAGAAAAUAAAAGGAAACUUCCCGGUAAGGCGUUCGCUUGCCGCAACUGCGCCGCCAUUUUUAAUACUGAAGUCGAAUUGAAGGAACAUCAAAAGACACAAUGUUCGGAUGUAGAGGAUGCUUCAAUAGAUUUAGACAAGCUGGUGGCCGGGUACACUGUUGUCUUUGAAAACGGUAAAGACAAAAUUUACCAUUGUAAUCAAUGUAAAAUGAAAUUCGUCAAGUUACACAACUGUAUAAAACAUUUGAAAACUCAUUACAACUCUGAGGUAACAAAUGGCGACAGCUCCGGGGCACAGGCCAAAAUACAUAAGUGCAAUAUGUGUUCCUGCACUUUCAACCACCAACAGACACUAGUUAAACAUAUUGUCAACAAACAUAUAAACAUAUGAAUAAAAAAAACUAAAAUAC
Molecule: messenger RNA, 2227 nt
Organism: Papilio polytes (common Mormon)
Lineage: Eukaryota; Metazoa; Arthropoda; Insecta; Lepidoptera; Papilionidae
Exons: 15
Coding region: 211-2208 (665 amino acids)
Source: RefSeq, a predicted model, not a curated record